Molecule: messenger RNA, 2055 nt
Organism: Dromaius novaehollandiae (emu)
Lineage: Eukaryota; Metazoa; Chordata; Aves; Casuariiformes; Dromaiidae
Gene: RAP1B
Product: RAP1B, member of RAS oncogene family
Exons: 8
Coding region: 229-783 (184 amino acids)
Biological process (GO): negative regulation of synaptic vesicle exocytosis; Rap protein signal transduction; cellular response to cAMP
Cellular component (GO): plasma membrane
Molecular function (GO): GTPase activity; GDP binding; GTP binding
Source: RefSeq, a predicted model, not a curated record
UCCCGUCGCCGCUGCCGCGCCGCCCCCGCCCCCGCGGCGCCAGAGCGAGGCUGGGCGUGCGGCGUCACGGCGACGGCCCCAAGCCUCGCCCCGGCCCCGGCAGCGGCAGCGAGCGAGCGAGCGGCGGACGGAGCGCGAGCGGGCUCGGCCGGCGAGGCGGCGGCGGCGGCGGCGGCGGCGGCGAGCGGAGGCGCUGUCCGGUAUUGGAGGUGAUUUCUCUCUUGCAUCAUGCGUGAAUACAAGCUAGUGGUUCUUGGUUCUGGAGGUGUUGGAAAGUCUGCCCUGACUGUACAGUUUGUUCAAGGAAUAUUUGUUGAAAAAUACGAUCCUACGAUAGAAGACUCCUACAGAAAGCAAGUUGAAGUAGAUGCACAACAGUGUAUGCUUGAAAUAUUAGAUACUGCAGGAACGGAACAGUUUACAGCAAUGAGAGACCUAUACAUGAAAAAUGGACAAGGUUUUGCAUUAGUAUAUUCCAUCACAGCACAGUCCACAUUUAAUGAUUUACAGGAUCUAAGAGAACAGAUUCUUCGAGUCAAAGACACUGAUGAUGUGCCUAUGAUUCUGGUUGGCAACAAGUGUGAUUUGGAAGAUGAAAGAGUUGUGGGAAAGGAACAAGGUCAGAACCUAGCAAGACAGUGGAAUAAUUGUGCAUUCUUAGAGUCUUCUGCAAAAUCAAAGAUAAAUGUUAAUGAGAUCUUUUAUGACCUUGUGCGGCAAAUUAACAGAAAAACUCCGGUGCCUGGAAAAGCACGCAAAAAGUCAUCAUGUCAGCUACUUUAAUACAUAGCUGUACUGUAGCUCUGAGCCAGGUCUGAAGAACUGUUGCCCAAUUCAACAGUGCCAGCAUUCCAACUUUAUUAAACCUACCAACAUCUUAAAUGGACUUUCCUGUGGUGGUACCCUUUAAGAAACGGAUGAAAGCUACUACAUCAGUUUGCACAUUCUAAUCACUUUCCAGUGUCACGAGAGAUUUUUACUUAUAAAUAUUCUAAGUGUAUGCAACUGGUAAAACCAGAGCCUACAUCCAGUAUUACUGAUAAGAGACAUUGUUCAUCCACCAAUGUUGUACAUGUAUGAAAACUGUGUACUGUAUACUUCAGCAAUCCCCACUUUCUAUUGGAGAGUACAAUAAUGUAAAUCCUAAAAGCACCACUAUUUUAGCAUAAUAAAAGAAAGUCCAAAGAGCUCCUAUAUAGACUACUCCAGAUAACUUUGCUUCAUCGGUAUUUGUAGCUUAUUGUAACUUUUUUAAAGAAAUACAGGAUCAUCAUCAUCGUAUUGUACAAAAGCGCUUUGAUUAACACAACAGCUAUAUAGUUUUUUAAUUUUAGGAAAAACCUGUGGAGACAGUGAUCUAGUCUUUAAGAGUCCUUUCAGUAUAAUGUCUGACUAAAGACAUGGCCUUUAAUAUCUGUUGGGAAGGAAAUGUCCAGACUUUUCAACCUUUUAUUGUAUGUUUCCUUUUCCUUGUUUACAUAGGGAAUAAUGUUUAUAGUUGUGUGUACAGUGGGGGUCUACAACAAGAAGUGUAUAUUUUAAAACGAUUUUUUAAUGAUUUAACAAUUUUUUGUAAAUCAUUUUUGGGCUUCUGCAGCUGUAGAUUCUCACUGUGAAUUCCCUUGCUUGCUCAUGCAUAAGUGUAUUUGCAAUACCAAAUAUACAGGUUUAGUACUUUUGCCUGUUAGUGAUUGUUUUACAUGUGUAACGUUUUGGUUGAGAUGUUAAAUGGUGGAAGAGUACUGUGGAUGUGAAUGUGGGAAGUAAUUUUAAUCAUGUGUAAUUGGUCACAGGGCCUAAGUUGCAGUAAUUAACUUUUGCUGAUUUAUUUAACAAUGCCUUGUUGCUUUGUAUGCAUUAACGUUUGGGUGUAAAGAUUGUGUGUAUAUCCAACAGGGAGCCACAGUAUUUAAAUUGACCAACCUAAUGUUACAACUGCUUUGAGGUGGCCAAAUGUAAACUAAAAGCCUUAAUUAAAGUGGUGCAAUUUUGUAUGACUUAGCAUCAGUAGUUCAAUAAAUUUGGAUUGCCAUGCAAGGGCUUGCAUUACAGUUA